CUUUCCCCUGCACUUUUGCUGCUUCUCCCGAGCAUGUAGCACCGAGCUCGGCGAAGAGAAGAAGAAUAGCAAUAAGAGCUCCCGUUAGGAAUGUGCCCAGUGCAGCCGGAGAGGCGGUAGCUCGACGAAGGGCUGAAGAUUUCAGAACAAAUGUUGGAAGAUGUUGGCUGUGGACACAGGAAUUGUAGAAGAAUGGUUAUCAGAAUUCAAGACAGUGCCAGAAGCAUCUAUACUGAGCUACGCUAAAAAUCUGAAAGACAAGAGUUCUCUGGUUUCAUCUCUCUAUAAAGUUAUUCAGGACCCACAGAGUGAGCUGCUGGAGCCAGUCUGUCACCAGCUGUUUGAAUUCUAUCGCAGUGGCGAGGAGCUUCUACUGCAGUUCACACUGCAGUUCCUUCCAGAACUGAUAUGGUGCUAUCUUGCUGUUUCUGCCAGUAAAGACCUACAAAGCAGUGGCUGCAUAGAAGCACUUAUCCUAGGAGUUUACAACUUGGAAAUCGUUGACAAACAGGGACACAGUAGGCUAUUAAGCUUUACAAUUCCAUCCUUAUCCAAACCAUCAGUAUAUCAUGAGCCUUCCAGUAUUGGUUCAAUGGCUCUUACUGAAGGUGCUCUAUCUCAACAUGGCUUAUCCAGGGUUGUGUAUAGUGGACCUCAUUUACAGAGAGAGAUGUUGACAGCACAAAACAGGUUUGAAGUAUUGACAUUCCUUUUGUUGCGUUACAAUGCUGCCUUAAGCUAUAUGCCUGCAGUUUCUCUUCAAUCAUUGUGUCAGAUCUGCUCAAGGAUCUGUGUUUGUGGAUAUCCUCGCCAACAAGUGAGGAAAUACAAAGGCAUAAACAGCAGGAUUCCAAUUUCCUCUGAAUUUAUGGUGCAAAUGUUAACUGGGAUUUAUUAUGCUUUUUAUAAUGGAGAAUGGGAUCUGGCUCGUAAAGCAAUGGAUGAUAUUUUAUACAGAGCACAACUGGAGCUAUAUCCAGAACCACUGUUGGUUGCUAAUGCAAUAAAAGCUUCAUUGCCUCAAGGUGCCAUAAAAUCUAAUAAAGAAGGUACAAAGUGCAUUCAGGUUGAAAUUACACCUACUGCGUCCAGAAUAUCAAGAAAUGCAGUGACCAGCAUGUCAAUUCGGGGCCAUAGAUGGAAAAGGCAUGGUAAUGAACUAGGAAUUCCGGAAGAAGAACUGAUUGAAGUCUCUGAGGUUGAUGAAGGUUUUUACUCUAGGGCUACUUCUACAACAAGUCACUCUGCUCUUUCAAACAGCAGCAAUACCAGUAACAAGACUCAGCUAGGCAAGAGUCAGCGAAGGUCUGGAGGAAGCAAACUUGGAGGAAAAGAAAAAGAAGCGGGUGGCGAAUCUUACAAAGAACAUCUGUCUCGUAAACAAAACCAGAGAGCGAUGAGUGAGAAUCUAGAGCUUCUGUCUUUAAAGAGACUGACCCUCACUAGUAGCCAAUCCCUGCCUAAACCAGGCAGUCAUAGUUUGGCUAGAACUAGCACUACUCUUUUUAGUAAAUCCUUUGAGCAGGUUAGUGGUGUUGUGGUCCCAAAUAAUCAGAAUGGCACAGAAGCAAACAGGUUUUCAGUGUGUAGUCUGCAAGAGGAGAAUUUGAUUUUUGGAGCUGAAAGACUAGAACUUCCUGUUCCAAGCAAACAGCCAAAUCAGCAACGACCACCUACCAUCAGCAUUACACUGUCAACAGACUAACAUACACCUGGCUAAUUUAUCAAUAUAAAUAAGGAUUCAGGUGGUGUUAAUACCCCCAUUUUCUAUUAAAUUGUCUU
This is a messenger RNA of Elgaria multicarinata webbii, 1782 nucleotides long. RefSeq names its product hyccin PI4KA lipid kinase complex subunit 1 (gene HYCC1). Bases 161 to 1705 code for a protein of 514 amino acids. The transcript is spliced from 11 exons. The record is from RefSeq and is a predicted model, not a curated record. NCBI's taxonomy places the organism in Eukaryota, Metazoa, Chordata, Lepidosauria, Squamata, Anguidae. Gene Ontology annotation, biological process: protein localization to plasma membrane; phosphatidylinositol phosphate biosynthetic process. Gene Ontology annotation, cellular component: plasma membrane.